Molecule: messenger RNA, 2319 nt
Organism: Vigna angularis (adzuki bean)
Lineage: Eukaryota; Viridiplantae; Streptophyta; Magnoliopsida; Fabales; Fabaceae
Product: probably inactive leucine-rich repeat receptor-like protein kinase At5g48380
Exons: 3
Coding region: 205-1980 (591 amino acids)
Biological process (GO): protein phosphorylation
Molecular function (GO): protein binding; ATP binding; protein kinase activity
Source: RefSeq, a predicted model, not a curated record
UAAAUAAUGAUUUGAAUACUCUGGAGUGAAUAAAAUUCUAUCAAAUUAGGAUUCGAAUAUUGUUUGAAGUUGGAGUUUCAUUUCUGGCGUAUUGAAAAGUAUAAUUGAAGAAAAUUCAAUUCCAUUCUUCUCGUCUCUUAAAUUCACUUUUCCAAUCCUUCUCCUCUUCUUAACUUAUCUUAUAUCAGAAAGGAUCGUUUCUGCAUGAGCACAGAAAUGGGUUCUCAAAUAAAGAGGGAUAUUUUCAUCCAUGUUUUCUUGUAUUCUUUGCUAAGAUCUCUAAUGGUAGGUAAUGGUGUUGAAAGCGACAUCUCCUGCUUAAUAUCCAUUAAGGAUUCCUUAGAAGAUCCUUUCAAUUACUUAUCAAGCUGGAACUUCGACAACAGAACCGAAGGUUUCAUAUGCAGUUUUGUGGGCGUUUUAUGCUGGCAUCCGGAUGAGAAUAAAGUGUUGGGUAUCUCGCUGGAAAAUAUGGGGUUGAAGGGUGAGUUUCCACUGGGAAUUAGGAAUUGCUCGUCAUUAACAGCCUUAAGCCUUUCAAAUAAUCACCUAACAGGACCCAUCCCCUCGGAUAUAUCCACCUUAAUCCCUUAUGCUACCUCCUUAGAUCUCUCAUAUAACAAAUUUAAUGGGAGUAUUCCACCUACUUUGGCUAACUGCACUUACCUCAAUUCUCUUAGGCUUGAUCACAACAAGUUAAGUGGUCACAUCCCUCAAGAACUUGGUCAGCUUCCCCUGAUCAAAUCAGCUUCUUUUGCCAACAAUCAUCUAUCAGGGUCGGUGCCUUUGUUCUUUCAAGACAUAUCUUCUGUUGAUUACGCAAAUAAUGGAGAGCUUUGUGGUGGGCCUUUGCCACCGUGUUCAUUGGACAGCUCACAUGAUUUCCCUCAAUCGUUCAAGCGGGGUCUUGCCACAGGCUAUGCUUUUUCAGUGACUUCUGUUAUUGUCAUUUACAUGUCCUACUGUGCACCUUGGGAACAAUCACACCAUCAAAGGAACAAGCACCGGAAGAAGGCUAAAGAAUUAGGAACAAUUUUUUGGUCCAUUGCUGGGAGAAAGACACGUACUCAAGCUCCUGCCGAACACGAAUUGCAACCUCUGCAGUUGCAGGAGAAAGUCGUCAAAGAGAUUUCUGUAGUGACAGAGAGAAUGAAGUCUACGAUGAGGUUCAACGAAGUGAGAGAUGCAACAGAUUGCUUUUCCAUAGACAAGGCCAUUGGGAUGGGGAAAAUUGGAAUAAUGUACGAGGGAAGGCUACCCAAUGGUUGGAACCUUGCCAUUAAGAGACUAUUCGAUUCGAAACAAUACAAGAGAGAGUUUCUUUUGGAAAUAAGAAUUCUGGGAAAGUACAGACACAGAAAUAUAGUUCCCUUACUUGGGUUCUGCGUAGAAGGAAAAGAAAGGAUUUUGGUGUACCAGUUCAUGUCAAAUGGAAGGCUUUCAAAAUGGUUGCAUCCUUUAGAAGGUGAAGUUACAUUGAAAUGGCCUCAGAGGAUCAAAGUAGCAAUCGGGGUAGCAAGAGGCUUAUCCUGGAUCCACCACAUAUGCAACUUGCAUGUUGUGCAUCUCAAUAUAAGUUCGGAGUGUAUCUUGCUUGAUAAGAAUUUUGAACCAAGACUGUCCAACUUUGGAAAGGCCAAGUUUGUGAAUCCGAACAUUGAAGACGGUGCAAACACAAUGUUUUAUGUGAGUGAUGGGAAGAAGGACGUGUAUGACUUUGGUAGUUUGCUAUUUGAGCUAAUCACAGGGAAAACAUUGAAGGAGUUGUCGUGUUCAUUCAGUACUGCAACUAACCUAGCUGGAAAUCCUUCAAACUUUGUUAACGCAAUUGAUGAAUCUCUGAUGGGGGAAGGUUUGGAAAACGAUGUGUACACUCUCAUCAAAGUUGCAUGCAAGUGUGUUCGACCAUUCGCAGAUGAAAGGCCAACGAUGCUUGAAGUUUACGACACUAUGAAGGAUAUAUGGGGUGAAGGACAUUAAUAUAGUGAUGGUAGUAGAUAUUCGCGGAUACGGAUAGUACAAUACCGCACCCGAUCUGUUUAUAAGCAGGUAUUAAAACUCCGCUAUCCACAACUUGCGGGUAAUAAAUAUUCGCAGGUAUCAACUAUCCGUCGUAGAUUUUAUCUGAAGAUACCAACUAUCUGUCACAGAUUUUAUCCACGGAUAUCCGCGAGCACAUAUUUUUUUGCCAUUCCUAGGUCUGAGUUGCAUAGAGAAGCAUAGAAAGAGAAAAGAGUAAAAAACUUUUGAGCGUUGCUCCCUACACCUCACCUGUCUCACCCUGCACUUCUUAAUUCACAGUUUUGUUCUUCUUCAUUU